Messenger RNA from Hippopotamus amphibius kiboko, 4402 nucleotides. RefSeq names its product salt inducible kinase 1 (gene SIK1). The transcript is spliced from 14 exons. Gene Ontology annotation, cellular component: cytoplasm. Lineage: Eukaryota; Metazoa; Chordata; Mammalia; Artiodactyla; Hippopotamidae. Gene Ontology annotation, molecular function: tau-protein kinase activity; protein serine/threonine kinase activity; ATP binding. The record is from RefSeq and is a predicted model, not a curated record. Bases 123 to 2474 code for a protein of 783 amino acids. Gene Ontology annotation, biological process: protein phosphorylation; microtubule cytoskeleton organization; intracellular signal transduction.
GGCUGGCGGCCGAGCAGCGGGCGGCCGGGCAGCGCGGGCGGCCGAGCGGGCGGCGGCGGCCGCGGGGCGAGCGGCGUGCCGACCGCGGCGCUCCGAGAGCGGCGGAGGUGCGGCCCGGAGCCAUGGUGAUCAUGUCGGAGCGGAGCGCGGCCCCCGCGGGCUCGGGCCAGGGCCAGCAGAAGCCCCUCCGGGUGGGCUUCUACGACAUCGAGCGCACCCUGGGCAAGGGCAACUUCGCGGUGGUGAAGCUGGCCCGGCAUCGAGUCACCAAGACGCAGGUUGCAAUAAAAAUAAUCGACAAAACACGAUUAGAUUCAAGCAAUUUGGAGAAAAUAUAUCGUGAGGUUCAGAUCAUGAAGCUUCUGAAUCAUCCUCACAUCAUAAAGCUUUAUCAGGUUAUGGAAACGAAGGAUAUGCUUUACAUUGUCACGGAGUUCGCAAAAAAUGGAGAAAUGUUUGAUUACUUGACCUCCAACGGGCACCUGAGCGAGAGUGAAGCCCGGAAGAAGUUCUGGCAGAUCCUGUCGGCUGUGGAGUACUGCCACAGCCACCACAUCGUCCACCGGGACCUCAAGGCCGAGAACCUGCUGCUGGACGGCAACAUGGACAUCAAGCUGGCAGAUUUCGGGUUUGGGAAUUUCUACAAAUCAGGGGAGCCUCUGUCCACGUGGUGCGGGAGCCCCCCGUACGCAGCCCCGGAGGUCUUCGAGGGGAAGGAGUACGAAGGCCCCCAGCUGGACAUCUGGAGCCUGGGCGUCGUGCUGUACGUGCUCGUCUGCGGGUCCCUCCCCUUCGAUGGGCCCAGCCUGCCGGCGCUGCGGCAGCGGGUGCUGGAGGGCCGCUUCCGCAUCCCCUUCUUCAUGUCUCGAGACUGCGAGACACUGAUCCGCCGCAUGCUGGCCGUCGACCCCGCCAAGCGCAUCACCGUGGCCCAGAUCCGGCAGCACCGGUGGAUGCAGGCAGACCCGGCGCUGCUGCCGCCCGCCCACCCGGCCUUCUCCUUGCUCGGCUACGUCUCCGGCCUGGGCGACUACGACGAGCAGGCGCUGGGCAUCAUGCAGGCGCUGGGCGUGGACCGGCAGAGGACCGUGGAGUCGCUGCAGAACAGCAGCUACAACCACUUCGCCGCCAUCUAUUACCUCCUCCUGGAGCGGCUGAAGGAGCACCGGCUCGCCCAGCCGCCCGCCCGCCCCGGCCUGGCCCGGCAGCAGCGGCCCCGCAGCGCCGACCUCAGCAGGCUCGAGGUGCCUCAGGAAGGUCUCCCGGGAGAUGCUUUCCGCUCCGCCCUGCUGUGCGUGCAGCCCCAGACCUUGGGGCAGUCCGUCCUGCAGGCCGAGAUGGACUGUGACCUCCACAGCUCACUGCAGCCCUUGCUCUUCCCCGUGGACGCCGGCUGCAGCGGGGUGUGUCGGCGGCGCUCCGCCUCCCCCAGCAGCCUGCUGGACACGGCCAUCAGCGAGGAGGCCGGGCGGGGCCCGCACCUGGACGAGGAGCAGGACGUGCUGCUGCCUGGCAGCACUGGCCGGAGGCACACGCUGGCCGAGGUCUCCAGCUGCUUCUGCCCGUGCGUCCCCCCAUGUAUCGUCGUCUCACCCUCCACGGCCAGUCCUUCUGAAGGCACCAGCUCUGACAGCUGCCUGACCUCUGCGGGUGAUGGCCCGUCCAGGCUCAGUGGACAUGUGGCCGCUCAGGGGCUGCUGGGCGCCUGCUCCCCGCUCAGACUGGCCUCACCGCUUCUGGGCACCCAGUCCGCCACCCCCGUGCUGCAGACGCAGGGGGCCCUGGGAGGAGCCGCGCUGCUCCCUGUCAGCUUCCAGGAGGGCCGGAGGGCGUCGGACACCUCGCUCACCCAAGGGCUGAAAGCCUUCCGGCAGCAGCUGAGGAAGAACGCAAGGACCAAAGGCUUUCUGGGGCUAAACAAGAUCAAGGGGCUGGCUCGCCAGGUGUGCCAGCCUGCCUCCUCCAGCCGGGCCUCGAGGGGCGGCCCGAACGCCUUCCAGCUCCCCGCACAGAGCCCAGGCCUGCACGGCGGCGGGGCCAGCAGUGGGGAGGGCAGGAGCCUGCUGGAGGAGGUGCUGCACCAGCAGAGGCUGCUCCAGUUACAGCACCACCCGGCGGCCCCACCCGCCUGCCAGCUGGCGCCCCAGCCGGGCCCCGCCCCCCUGGUCCUCGGCCCCUGCGACGGCGCCCUCCUCGUGUCGGGACUGCAGAAGGAGCUGGGGCUGGGGCCCGGCCCGUCGCUGCCCCCCCACCUGCUCCAGGCCGGGGUCUCCCCGGUGGCGUCGGCUGCCCAGCUCCUGGACGCCCACCUGCACAUCGGCGGCUCUGCGGCCCCCGGCCCCGCCACCUUGGCCCCCCAGCCACGCUUCGCCGUGCUGCCCCCGGGACUGGAGCCCAUGGGGCUGCCCCAGGGGGACUGUGAGAUGGAGGACCUGACCUCGGGCCCCCUGGGCACCUUCGUCCUGGUGCAGUGAGGGGCCCGGCUGGGCUGGCUGACGUCUUGAAGCAAUAAUUUCAAAGGAUGUGAAGACGUUUCCGGACUCAAAGCCAAUAACUUUCCAGAAGCGAAACAAGCAAUAUGUUUGGUGUUUUGGCUUUUUAGUUUAUUUUUUGUUUGAUUUUUUUUUUUUUUCCCUUGCACUGAGCAACUGCAGCUCUGAGUAGAGACUGGAAGCUUUUUGAAGAAAAAUAAUAAUUCAGGGGCCUGUCGUUGGGGCGGGUGGACGGGAAGGGGGAGGAGGGCAGUGGGUGGAGUCGGCAGUGCUGUGGCUGGGGUCACGGGGGGGUCGCCAGUUGCCCCCAGGAAACCAUAAUGUGACCGUGCGUUCCCGUCGCGUGCGUGUGUGUGCGCGCGUGCGUGUGUGUGCGUGUUGAUGAGUGGUUUUUUUUUAGUUCACAAGUCUCCACUUUCUGAAACACUUAUGCUUCACUUGAAAACUGUGAACGUUCUGCUUUACGUAUCAGUUUUUGAAAAGCUCUUAUGUCCAGCCCAAGAAAAGAUGUAAGUUCUUGAAAUUUCCUCCCCUGAAAUUAGAACCCGGAGGGUAGGUUUUCUUAUUUUAGAGGAGAGGUCUGAUAAACUGCUUGGGAGUUGGUUUUCCAGGAUUCUUCAGAGAGGCUGCAAAGAGGAACCUGAGUGGGUGGCGUGACCUCGAGGUGGAUGCCACCCUGGUCACUUGGCCUGGAGCCCCAGGGCGCUUUCGAGGGAGCCGGGGAGAUUUCUUCCUCCUGCUCCUCUUCCUUCCGCUGCUAUUUCAGUUUUUAUGCAUUUCAUUAUCAGGGUCCAAAAAGAACAACUGACUCGGGGGGCGGGGGAGGGGUCGUGCAAUAUGGCAGUUCUGUGACGGUGGGACAGGGACGGGCCACCUUGUCCAGGCCCCGCGUGUGGUGGGCUUUUGUUUCAGGAAAAUGAAAUGAGAGGUCAGGUCAGUGCUGUUCAAGCUUUGUUCCUUUUUUAAAGCAAAUACUGUACAUGUGUAUACAUAGGAGACAAACAUACACUACUUAUUUUUUAUACUUUUUACUGCGUUUCUGUUCCCCUGGUUUGAACCUCCCUCUCUGGUGACGUGACAAAGCACUGGCCCCCAGGUCUGUGCGGAGGUGGGGCCUGCAGGAGGCCGACGCGGUGCGCGCCCACCUGGCAGGUGAACUCAGGCCGCUGGGCGGAGCGGGAGAACCGCUGCCCCCCACCCCUGUGGCCGGUCAGUGCCGUCCCCUACCAGCCCAGGUGCCUUGCGCUCACGUCGGCUCUCACAGCCUGCAGGGUUAGGCCCAGGGGAUGCCAUCUGUAGAAGCCAAAGACGGCCGGGUGCCCGGAGGCCGGGGAGGGGCCCGGGUCUGCGUGUGCCUGGCCCCUGCCGCCGUCCUCCCGCUGGCCCUGCCACUGCUGCUCUGUGGCUGUUUCCAGGAUCGGGCAAAGGACUGUCCUUGGAGCUGGCCACCGAGCAGCCACCCACGCCUCCCGUGACUCGAGGGGAGGUUUGGCCGGGAGAGCGCUGGAGGUCCUGGGGCGCCAGCCUUGGCCUCCACCUUCCAGAGGCACUGUCGACACGCCCCCUGCCGACCCCCGAGGCCGCCUCCCUCUUGAACGCAUCUGCCCGAACGCCAUCGAUCAAAGGCCUCAGAACCUUGACAAGCACUUUACUCACUUUACUCUCAUAGCGGUUUCCUCUCGUCGCCGUCAGGCGUGCGCGCCGCGCGCGCUGUGGGUUUCUCGGCAGCGCUGGCCCCCGGACUGAACGCGGGAGCCGGUCCCAAGGCACCGCGCCCGCUGAUGAAGAUGUACCUAGUUCGGGUUUUUUACCAUAACUGAAUUAUUUUAUUUCUUAUGUUCACAUGAGAAAUGUAUGCCAAAUGAUUAGUGGAUGUAUGUUUUUUAAUUUAAUAUUUAAAUAAAACAUUU